AUGAAUUUCUACCCACCACCACCAGUGAUCAAAGCAGACGUCUGGCUUCGUAUCCCCGACGAUAAGCGUCUCAUUGGCCAAGAGUCAGAAUGGCGCGGGGGAUUUACAGGCUCCUUUCAGCACAUUUUUCUUGAAGGGCCUGUUUUUGAUAGCGUUGGAAAUCUCUACGUUGUGGACAUACCCUAUGGUCGCAUCUUGAGAAUUAGUAAGGAGAAGCAGGUGUCUGUUGCUUGUACUUGGGAUGGCGAACCAAACGGCCUUGUCGGGACCGUGGAUGGAGAUUUGUUAGUGGCAGACUAUAAACAGGGAAUUCUUUCUUUCGACCCCGAGACAGGGGAGAUAGGACCGAAGCUGAAAAGGAAGAAUCUAGAACGAUUCAAGGGUCCAAAUGAUCUAAUUGUCGACUCGAAAGGAAACCUUUACUUUACAGAUCAAGGACAAACCGGAAUGACUGACCCGACAGGCCGAGUCUACCGUCUAUCACCCGAUGGAAAGCUAGAUACACUUCUCGACAAUGGUCCAUCGCCAAAUGGACUCGUUCUGUCUCUUGACGAACGCUUUCUCUAUGUCGCCAUGACAAGAGCAAACCAAGUCUGGCGCUUACCCCUGCACCCAGAUGGAACAACCUCCAAAGCUGGCGUGUUCUUCCAAUCAUUUGGCAAUGCUGGUCCUGAUGGACUCGCAUUAGAUGAGGAGGGCAAUCUUUUCAUCUGUCAUCCAAGUCUUGGAUCAGUUUUUGUGGUUGACAAGGAUGGGGUACCCAAAGCACGGAUCGUUAGUGGAUCAAAGGGAAUUAAUCUUACCAAUUGCUGUUUUGGGGGACCUGAGCACAAGACACUGUACAUCACGGAUAGUCUCGAGGGGAAUAUUCAGACGGUGGAAUGGCAUUGUCGUGGAGCAGUCGCUGCACCGACUCUGAAACAGAUCAAGGAAGAUGAAUAG
Fusarium poae is the source of this 942-nucleotide messenger RNA. RefSeq lists its product as uncharacterized. Bases 1 to 942 code for a protein of 313 amino acids. The record is from RefSeq and is a predicted model, not a curated record. The transcript has 2 exons. NCBI's taxonomy places the organism in Eukaryota, Fungi, Ascomycota, Sordariomycetes, Hypocreales, Nectriaceae.